CGGGUACCAAAAUUUUUUAUUGAAUACAAAGCCAAAGAAGGAAAAAAAAAUAAAUACAAAAAAAAUCAUAACUUUGCUUCUACUUAUCAUAGAAACAUAAAUUUGAUAUUUUUGUAAAUGGGACACCAAGCUCUAUUUAAUGAUAUCAAUUACAAAACAAUAUGAUCAAAACAAAUUUUUUUGUUGAAGUGCCUAACUCUAGACAUACCGUCACAUAGGGGCAGGGGUAGUGGUAAAAAUAGUAGAGAUCAGUAGUCUGAUACUCUGAGUAGUACUAGUAGUAGUCUCUAUAUAUAAUAAUAUAGAAUACUAUAGAUCUAGAAAUGAAAAUGAAGUAUUUCCAAUGACAAUAUAUGGCUACCUUAUAAUUGAAGCAAGGGAACCUAGACCACAGAAAUAUCAAGUACCAUGAGCUCACAGAUUAAAACCCAGCAACAGGCCAUGGAUAAAAGUAUAUACUGGUCUGUGUUUACUAAAACUUCAGAAGAACGAGCAGCUUGUAACUACUGUUCUCAGGAGCUCUCUUACUUUGGAGGAAUGACUGAAAUGGUGAAGCAUAUGCGAUCCAGACACCCAGAGAUAGAGCUCAAUCCCAUGAUAGAUUUACAUGAGAGCAAUGCCAUCAUCAUUACUACUCAGAAGAGUACUAAAGGUGACGUGAUCGCUACAAUAGAACCAUUGACGGAUGUUAUUAAGGAGGAGUUACAAAUUGACUGGGACAAUCCCAUUCCACUAGAGAUAUCUUUAAAUGAAAGUCAGUUGACAGAGUUACAAAUACAGCAGCCAGCUCCUACCACAAAACGUGUUCUAAAGAAAAGAAGUCGUUGCUGGUCAGUGUUCACUAAAACGGAGGAUAACAAGGUUUUGUGUGGUUACUGCGGUAAAAAGUUUUCUUUCUCUCAUGGGCGCAUCAGUAACAUGAAAAGACACUUGAAGAUGAAACAUGAUGGCCUUUAUCAUGGACUCAAAGUCGAAGAAAUGAAGAAGAAAAAGCAAUCUAUACUACCACCCUUAAUACCAUUUCAAGAAAACUUGAAGCCUAGAUUUGAUAAGCUUUCAAAAAGAACUCCCUCAUUUUUCCAUGCUUCAAUUGAAUCUGAUAUUCCACAAGAUAUGUUGAAUUUAAUGGCAGAAACACAAGAAAAGAUUGGUUUUGUACCCAAUGCCUAUCAAGCUUUAUCACACAGACCUAAUGAAAUGAGAUCAUUCCUAAACUACUAUAACAUUUUGAUGGAAGAUAGAGUUGGCGGUCACCUGACUACAGCUGACAAAGAAAUGAUAUGUAUAGCUGUCAGCGCAUUCAACAAAUGUAAAUACUUCUCUGUGGCGCACAGUGCUCUUUUUAGAAUUUCUACCAGCAAUAAAAUUUUAGCAGAUCAGGUUGCAACAAACUGGGAAACUGCACAGCUAGAUGAGCGUCAGAGAUCUAUCUUACAGUUUGUGAUGAAGGUGACAAAAUGCGAACCAAUCAAAGAUAAGGACAUAGAGGAGCUACGCUGUUAUGGACUUGAUUCUGCAGAUGCUUGGGAUAUAGGGUCCAUUGUCAGCUUCUGUUCACUGUCCAAUCGAAUGGCCUUUCUUACCAACAUGUUACCAAAUGAACAGUUUUAUUCACUGGGGUGGACUGACCAGAAAAUUUUGUUGUAAAUAAAUAUAUUGUUAUAUCUGAAUAUAUUGUUAUAUCUUAAGAUAUUGCUAUAUCUUGUGAUUGAAUUUUAAUUCUAAAUUAAAAUUCUAAAUUAAAAUUCUC
Molecule: messenger RNA, 1750 nt
Organism: Biomphalaria glabrata
Lineage: Eukaryota; Metazoa; Mollusca; Gastropoda; Planorbidae
Exons: 8
Coding region: 409-1647 (412 amino acids)
Molecular function (GO): peroxiredoxin activity; DNA binding
Source: RefSeq, a predicted model, not a curated record